CUCUGUUUAGCUCAAAACUGUAUGACGGUGGGAAGCCGCUGAAUUUGUGUUUGCCUUGAGAUAUUGAGGGCUAAAGUGUGCACAGCAGUUAGUGAGAAUAAGAAGAAAUCAAGGACCAUGGCAGAAACUUUUGAGCAUGUCCCAGGUAUCUCACGAAGGAUGCAGUGCAGUAGAAAAUGAUAUUUCAUCAACUUAUCUGCGUGCAGACUCCAGUACCAAAUCUGUCUCUGUUGUGACAGAAAGCAUAAUAAACAAUGUUAAAGAAAAGUUGCCUGAUCAAGGAGACAAUAGCUUAUCUUCUGGUGUACCACUGAAGGCAUCCAGUGGUGAAAAGGAGAAAAUGAGAGAUAAUAAAAUCUCCUGUGGUGUAUCAACGAAUGUCACGUUCACAUGUAGCACUUGUUUCAAACAGUUUUUAUCAAAAUCAGCCCUUAUCAGACAUGUCUUUAUUCACUUGCCUGAUGCACCAAAGCCAGGAGAUAUAUGUGAACUAUGUGGUGAAGUGUUUCAAUCAGCAGAAUUUCUUCAAAGACACGUUGUGUCAUUCCAUGUUGGAAAAUCUGUUAGGAAUGGUGCAUUGAUUGGACAGGAUAGUGAAAUACCUGUAACAAAUAGUCCUUGUGAAGAUUCUUUUGAACCACCAAGGAAAAAACAGCGCUGUGUGGAUACAACUGGCAAUAUUCUCAUCUGUACUCUUUGUGACAAGAGUUUUUUGCGUUUAGACUUACUCCGGAAGCACUACAUGGUACACACGGGUGAGAAACCAUAUCGUUGUGAGGUAUGUGGCAAGACAUUUGUCCAGAGAGGUUUGCUUGGUAGGCAUCAGUUUGUACAUAGUGCUGUGCAACCAUUUGCAUGCAACUCAUGUCCUGAACGAUUUUCAAACACACAAGCCUUGAGACAACACACUCUUGUUCAUACCAGUGGAAGUGGUUUAGUGUACAAUUGUGAGAUGUGUGGUGUACCAUUUACUGAACAUGCUGGCCUUAGACGUCACUGGAUGAGCCACUCAGGAGAAGAUCCUUACCAGUGUGAUAUAUGCAGCAAGUCAUUUGCUCAUCCUGGUCACCUUAGAAUGCAUCGGCUUGGUCAUCUUGAAGAGAUACAAUUUUUAUAAAAUCUUUGACAGUUAAAUCUUUUGUGCUAUUCAUUCUUAAAUCCAAGAUACACACCCAAGUUUCCCCCUUCCAACAGUGAAGCAGUCAUGAGUAGUAUCUGUAAAUGUGGACUGUAGUUACAGAUCAUCAUCAUCAUCAUCAUCAUCAUUACCGAUUUGUGUCCUCCUUGACACUGUUAAUAUUGUUGUUGAUUAAUUUUUUUUUUCUUUUGAAAGUUUGCAAUUAUAAGACUCAUUAUUAUAUCCUUGAUUGCUCUCCUCACUAUUCCCUACGGUUAUUUCUUGACCUCCAACUGCUUCAGAAUUAAUGGAGGCAAAAAGUAUAGACUUGUUUUAUCAGUUGUUCUUGGGUGGAAUAUUGAACCAUUAAUUUUACAUUAAUCUUGACUGUCAGUCAGUUAGUCAGUCAGUCAGUCAAUGCUGUUAACUUGUUUAAAUGCUUUAGCUGUAAUUAAAUAAUUAAUUGUUACAGCUUUUAUGUUGAUGGCUGCUUUGUUUUAAGUUCCUAAGUGUAAUUAACCGCCCAAAAGUUUUGUGUGUGAUAGAGAGAUGAAUUUUCAACAAAGUGAAGUACCAAUAAAGUGUGAUUUGCAACAAUCUAAAAAUGUUGUAAGCAUAAUUUUUUAUAUUCAAAACAGUUUGUGUUAAACACUAUUAAAAUUAUGUUGCUAGGACUGCAGAAUAAACAAAAUUAUUAAU
Messenger RNA from Schistocerca serialis cubense, 1816 nucleotides. RefSeq names its product zinc finger protein 135-like. Lineage: Eukaryota; Metazoa; Arthropoda; Insecta; Orthoptera; Acrididae. Gene Ontology annotation, molecular function: DNA-binding transcription factor activity; RNA polymerase II cis-regulatory region sequence-specific DNA binding. The record is from RefSeq and is a predicted model, not a curated record. The transcript is spliced from 3 exons. Bases 137 to 1117 code for a protein of 326 amino acids. Gene Ontology annotation, biological process: regulation of transcription by RNA polymerase II.